AUGAUAUUUAGGAAAAAUGGAACUGAAAUUUUUAGAGGAGUGACUUAUUGUAUUGAUGAAAUAACGCAUUAAUUAUAAAAGGAACCUUUAUUUGAGGUGAAAUUCGAUCUAAAUGAUAGAGAAAAAGGAUUUCAAAGUAUUAAAACUGGAAAUUUAAUUGUUUUUAAAGGAUUGCCUAUUUUAUUAAUUUACCAAAUAGUUGAAUUGAAUCUUAAAUUAAUUCCAAACUAAUUUAAUAUUAUUGAAAUUAUUAAAAUCAAAGGCGAUAAUUAACUUUAUGUUUCACUCUCUUUAGAGAUGAAUGAUAUUCUCCUUUUCUAAAUUCUGAUUGUUAAUGAGAUUCAAUUUGAAUCAAAAGGAUCUGCAAUUCUUAAAUUUGAAAAUAUUAGAGUUGAGCUUUUCAACCAUUUUAGAAACUAUCAAUUAAUUUCAUUUGAUAAAUUUCGUAUGCUCGAAUUUUUAGAAUGCCUGAUUGAGGAUGGACAAGUUAAAAUCAUAGGGUUGUUAAUGAUUGAGGAAACUUAAGUGAUCAGCGAAAUUAUAAUUUAAAUGGUGAGUUUUAGGAUCUCUUACAAUCUAAUAAAAAUUACAAGAAUUAAUCUCAAAUCAGAUGAUGAAGUAUAGUUAGUUUAUUAUUGUUAAAAUAUCUUAAUUUUAAGGUUGUCAUCUAGUGCAAUCACUUACUUUUACGAUUUAACAGGAAAUUAAGUCAUCACAGAUUAUAUUGGAAGACAGACAGGAUUGUACCAUAGUUAUCAUAUCCUUAAUACUACUCAUCUUGUUGUUUACUCAAAUUUGGAAGAUAUAAUAUUUUUUGCAGAAGUGGGUUAUGAAAUUCAUUUUAAUGAAGUAUAUUAAGGAAAUAAUACAUUUACAUUAGUUGCUCAAAACAUGUUAUCAUCAAUACAAUUAAAUGUAACAAUGAUAGAUAUUAAUCAUGGCUAGAUACAAGAUUAGAAUUUUAUAAUCAUUUAUCUAUCAAUAUUUAUUUUAACUUUAGUUGUCUAUUUUCUUAUUAGAAGAAGGAAAAUUAAAUAUUAAUUGCUGAAUAAUUAAAAAUUUGAUGGAAUAGAUUUGAAUAAUCAAUAACAAAAUGACUGA
Messenger RNA from Paramecium octaurelia, 1101 nucleotides. NCBI's taxonomy places the organism in Eukaryota, Ciliophora, Oligohymenophorea, Peniculida, Parameciidae. The record is from the annotation of a GenBank genome assembly.